AUGCAAGAAAUAGAAUUACAUAGUUAAAAAGAAGUUAGCUAUGAGCCUUAAUUACAAGAUUAGGAAUUAGCAAAUUAGUUAACAAUUGAGGAAGCAAUGGAAAAAGUAGGAUAAAAAAAUAGGUAUCAAAUUAUUGUCACUGCACUUUCAUUUUUAACUUGGUUGAUAACUACUUAUGGAUAUAUGGUUCUCCCAUAUUUUAUGAGUGCUCCUGAUUUUGAAUGCUUUGUUGAUGGAAAAUGGAGCAAAUGCACGGAGGAUACUGGCGCAUGCGAUCACAAUAUUAAAGUGAAUAUUUUAACUGAAAAAUCUAGUACAAUAGCAGCUGAUUUUGAAUUAUAUUGUGAUAAUAGAUAAAUUAGAGUUAUUAUCUAAAGUAUGCCCCUCUUCGCAGGAGUUAUAGGGACGUUCUUCUUUGGAUUUUUUACUGAUAGAUAUGGCAUUAAAUUAGCUAUUAAAACAUGUUGGAUUUUGGGAAUUUUAAGUAGCACCUUUUUUAAUUUUUCAACUAAUUCUAUUUGUUUGCUAGUAGGAUCUUUUGGAGUUGGGUUCUCAGCUUUGAUUUUGUAAAAUCUAUUUAUCAUUCAUAUGAACGAGCUAUCUGUAGGACAAUUUCGUGUUAUGGCUUUAUUAGGAAUGUACAUUUUUUGGUCUAUAAGUGAAAUGCAAUAUAUUUGGAUGAUGAAAGUUUUACCUAAUUGGAGAUGGAAUAUGUUAGCUUUUUAUACAAUUCCUUUUUCUUGCUGCAUAAUUUUUGCUUUCAAAUGGAUACACGAUUCUCCAAGAUAUCUCUAUUAAAAAAAUCGCUCUCGUUGCUUAUAAAAUUUAAACUUGAUUGCAACUGUAAAUUAAAAAGAACAGAUUAGUGAUAAAUAAUUACAGGUUUACAAAGGAAAAAUGAGCAAGCAAUAUAAUUAUUUGGAUUUAUUUAGCUAUCCUUCUUAGAGGAGCAGCACUAUUGUUAUUUCAAUAGUCUUCCUCUUUGUUAAUUUCUUAUAUUAAGGUACUUAAGUAGUUUUAAAUACAGUUGGAUCCUCGUUUGGUGAAAACUCAUUAUAUGUAGGAAUAGGUGAGCUUUUUGGAUUUGCUUUUUCAGAUUUAAUUUCUCAUCGUAUACCUCGUCGAAUGGGUAUUUUUUAUACUCUAGGAGCUACUUGUAUUAUAUGCAUGUCUUUUUAUUUUUAUCCCAUCCCUUAGUAUUGUGAAUCUGAUCAAGCAACUUGCUGGUAGAAAUACCUACAAGGUUUUAUGGUUUCUCUAGCUAGAGCUAUAACUUCUUUGACUUUUGGUUUAGAAUUACUUUUAUGUGGUGAACUCUAUCCUUCUACUCUGAAGUCCUUAGGGUAUGGUAUGAAUUUAGCAGUAGGCUAUUUUGGAACAUUUUUAGCUCCUUCCUCUAUAGACUGGGCAAAAGAAAAUGGUUUCACACCAAUUGUUUUCAUAGGAUUUGUUUCGUUUGUUGGUAACUUUAUAACCUUAUUUUCUAAGGAAACUCUGAAUAUUUAAGCACCUUUAGAUAUUCCAGAGGAGUUAUAAUAAAAUUAUACUAACAAUGAUAAAAACAAUCCUAACAACAUUAGCAACUAGAAUAAUUUUAAAUUUAAUUAACCUUCUUCUCCAGAUUAAGAUGCUGAAGGUAAUUCAUAAGACGAUGUUAUAAAUGAACUCCCAGAAAAAAUUCAAGAAUAAAAAGUUUUAAAUUAAAAAAGAAAUUGA
This is a messenger RNA of Tetrahymena thermophila SB210, 1716 nucleotides long. Its product is annotated as MFS transporter. Gene Ontology annotation, cellular component: membrane. Gene Ontology annotation, molecular function: transmembrane transporter activity. NCBI's taxonomy places the organism in Eukaryota, Ciliophora, Oligohymenophorea, Hymenostomatida, Tetrahymenidae. The transcript has a single exon. Gene Ontology annotation, biological process: transmembrane transport. The record is from RefSeq and is a predicted model, not a curated record.